CAAAUAUUUCGUUCUGCGCCAACAUCCGCUGUCUCAAAGAUCCCCUGUGUUGCCGUUGAUGAUUUUGACUGCCGCAAUGACGGGCACUGAGCCUGAAGACUCCUCGGUUACUCGAGUCUAUGUUUCGGGCUUGCCGCCGUCCAUGACCAAGGAGCAACUGCGGUCGCAUUUUGCAGGGAAGUAUUCGGUCACAGAUGCUCAUGUUAUCCCCGACCGCCGCAUAGGCUUCGUGGGAUUUCCGAGUCAUGAACAGGCUAAGAGCGCAGUCCGGUACUUCAACAGAACUUUCGUUCGCAUGUCAAAGAUAUCCGUAACCCUAGCCAAACCCGUACAGGUCAAGCGCAAUGAAAAAGGCCAAGCGGUCCCUGUCUCCGACCGUGCUUCGCGGAAAAGAAAACGUGAACCUCGAGAUGAUGGCGAAGAAAUUCAGCGACCCUCGAUAGGACAGCCUCGAAAAGCUACCGGCAAUGCCCCAUCAGACAAGGAAACUACCACGGAACUCGAUUCUCAAGAGAAGGACAUUUCCACAGAUGAGGCUACUUCGGAACGGGAGCAGGAAGAAGCCAUCGCGGACGAAGCACCCAGAUCUGAUGCUGAUUGGCUGCGUGGAAAAACGAGCAGGACAUUGGGUUUGGUCGAGGAAGCUGAAGAUAUGGGGGACAGCCCGAGGUCUCGAAGAAAUACUGGUAUAGGAUCCGAUCCAUCGGAAACAAUGGAAGACGUCAAGGCCAGCCAGAAUACAGCAGAUGUAAGAAAUGCUGCAGAUUCAGACCAGCGGCAUCAACCUUCAGUGCCAAAUGCUCGACUCUUCAUCAGGAAUCUUCCGUUCGACACCCACGAAGAUGACCUUCGGAAAGUCUUUGCGCCAUAUGGCAGGAUUUCAGAAAUUCAUUUAGUGACCGACACCAAAAAAUCCACCGGGAAAGGCCUUGGUUAUGUUCAAUUUGUGGAGCCGGAGCAUGCAGAGCAGGCCCUCCUCGAACUCGACGGAAAGGACUUCAAGGGUAGACUUCUGCACAUCCUACCAUCUUCGGACAAGAAAAUUCAAAAGCUCAGUGAGUUUGAAAUCUCGAAGCUGCCUCUGAAACAGCAAAGAGCGCUCAAACGGAAGAAUGAGGCAUCCACUUCGAGUUUCAGCUGGAACUCGCUUUAUAUGAAUCCAGAUGCUGUCCUGGCGUCGGUGGCCGACCGCCUGAAGGUCUCCAAAGCAGAUUUGCUUGAUCCUGCUUCUUCCGAUGCCGCUGUAAAACAAGCCCAUGCGGAGACAAGCGUGAUCAAGGAGACCAAGGAAUACUUGAAAUCCAAUGGAGUGAAUCUUGACGCCUUCAAAAACAAAUCCCGCGAUGACAAAACUCUGCUGCUGAAGAACUUUUCCUUCGGGACCACGGCAGAAGAACUCUCACAAAUGCUUGGUCAGUACGGUACGAUAGAGUCUCUGCUCUUUCCUCCAACAGGCACCAUGGCUGUCGUUCGCUAUCAAGACGGUGGUCAAGCAACUUUAGCGCUCAAGCAAUUGGCGUAUCGAAAUCUGAGAGGCUCCAUAUUGUUUGUUGAGAAAGCACCGGCAGGUCUUUGGGACGGUCUCGAGCCUAUAAGAAACACUGAUCUAUCAACUGCCGCUGGAGAUGAUGAAAACAGGGGCGCUCUCGGUACCACAUCUACGGUGUUUGUGCGCAAUCUGAAUUUCUCAACAACGAGCGUUAGAUUAGCUGAAGCAUUCAAGCCGCUGUCGGGCUUCCUUUCGGCCAAAGUGAAAACGAGGACUGACCCCAACCGGCCAGGCGAAGUUCUUAGCAUGGGCUUCGGCUUUGUCGAGUUCCGCACCAAGGUUCAAGCAGAAGCUGCAGUCGCCACAAUGAACGGCAAGCGACUGGACGGAUAUGAGCUCCUGGUGCAGACAUCACAAAAGUCAACUGAUCUGGGAGAAGAGAGACGUAAAGAGGAUACGUCGAAAAAGCUCGACUCCACAAGGACAAAGAUCGUCGUCAAAAACCUCCCUUUCGAGGCCACCAAGAAGGACGUUCGUGCUCUGUUUGGGGCAUACGGUCAGCUGCGCACUGUCCGAAUGCCCAAGAAAUUCGACAAUACAGCUCGAGGUUUUGCCUUUGCUGAAUUUCUCACUGCUAAAGAAGCUGAAAAUGCCAUUGAGGCUCUUUCCAACACCCACUUGCUCGGCCGGAGGCUUGUUCUGGACUUCGCAGAAGGCGAAAUAGUCGACCCAGAGGCUGAGAUCGAAGCCAUGGAGAGGAAAAUCCAGGGCCAUCAAGACACAUUGACUCACCACAGGAUGACAGGCUCGGCCCGGAAGAAGUUCAACGUUGGUGCGAGAGAAGAUUUCGAUCCUCUUUGAAUGAUCGGCAAUCUAGGGAGCAGUGCUUGCCCCUUGCAGAGAGCCCUUUCCUUCACUUCUCCAGCCCCCGAAAUCAUUCAUAUAUUCUGCUUGAAUCAAACCAAAUUUGCAUGCCACACCCUUUUGGUUUUUCUCAAUAAUAGUUUCAGACAGAAUUCACCAUCCUGAUGACCAGAAAGCGAGUUCGGCCAAGGGAGCACCCAUUGUUGUGCGGAUCAGUGACGCAAAGUAUCAUUCCAAAGGCAGAUUGGCCACCGUCUCACCCGAUCUCUAAUUCGUCUGUCCAUCAUCCGUGCACAGUCUUUCCUUUCCACGAUUCCAUUAUAUUCGCCUCCCGUGCACUGAGUUAGACCACCGAAGCGUCGAGAUCGAGGUUAUCC
Cladophialophora immunda is the source of this 2730-nucleotide messenger RNA. RefSeq lists its product as uncharacterized. The record is from RefSeq and is a predicted model, not a curated record. NCBI's taxonomy places the organism in Eukaryota, Fungi, Ascomycota, Eurotiomycetes, Chaetothyriales, Herpotrichiellaceae. Bases 59 to 2350 code for a protein of 763 amino acids. The transcript is spliced from 2 exons. Gene Ontology annotation, molecular function: RNA binding.